Messenger RNA from Chara braunii, 1254 nucleotides. Lineage: Eukaryota; Viridiplantae; Streptophyta; Charophyceae; Charales; Characeae. The record is from the annotation of a GenBank genome assembly.
GGCGGCGCCUGCACAUAUCUACCUCCAUACGAUAUGUCAAGGUUAUGUUGGUGCCAUCCUGGUGAGCCAAUGUUGAGAGGAGGAUGGACCACGCUCGCCCCCCUCCCUCCCUUCACUCUCCUACCCCGCUCUGGGACGACGAGCCGUUUCACGCUUUGGGGUCUCUUCCCACGUGUUUCACUCUUUCUCCUCUUCUAUCGAGUGCUUUUUUGUUGCGGCCCCUAGCUGAAAUUCUGCCUGCAGUGCUUCUUCCUCGUUCCCAAUCAAGCGAAACUGUUCAUUUUGUAAAGAUGGAGUUUUUAAUUCGUUGUAGAACUGUUGUGGCUCAUUGGCUCGUCCUUUUUCUUUGUGGCUUCUUGCUCCCCAUCGCCCCCCUUUUUUUAAAUGCCCCUGCCUGGUUUGCACGACCUCCUACCGGUAGUUCCAUUUCCCCUGCUUCCCCCAAACACAACGAGCCAGCAGUCCUUGGACCGGAAUAUGAUUUCUAUGCCCUCAUGAUGACUGGGGCCUUAUGUCGGAGAAGAUGGUAGCAGGAUGGGCUAUGCGGUUUCUUUAUGAUUAUUAUAGAAAAAAAGGGAAAAUUGUUGGAAUGCCCCUAAAAGUUGGGGUAUAUCAUCAGGUACUUCUAAAACACAGGGGUAUAGACAUGCAGCCAUGUGCAACUUUCUGAUAUAGGUCUGGCCGGAUGUUUCCUUAGCCAUUAGAAUUUUUGAACAUGGGUUUAAUUGCCAGAAGUAUGGGGACAUAUGGAGAAGUUUUACGGGGCUCGGUAUGGGCAUAUGCAAAAGAUGGAAUGUCCAAUGCACAAGCGGGGUGUUUCACGAAGUUUCACGUCUGUGAGGAGGGCAUUUUCCCAUACCCCUGUGUUGCAGGGGUAUCUGACGAAAUACCCCAACUUUCAGGGCCAUAUCAGCAAUUCUCCCUAGAAACGAAGUUGGGCUAUGGCUGUUCCAUCAUGCAUAAAGACUAAGUCUUCAAGUUGGCGAUUUAAUUAGAGCAAGGAUGCCAUCAAGCCUGGGCCCUUGUAAAACCACCAGUACUUGGCCCAGCUAUGAAGUCUGAGCCUUGGCCAACCGGUAUGGCGAUCCGUGCUGAGGCUGGAACUACCGGUCACUUCCCAGGCCUACUCUAAAAGAAAAGAAAAGAAAAGAGAAAACAAAAGAAAACAAAGAAAAAUAAAAAAGAAAAUGAGAGAAACAUCGGAUUUACUUCUUUAUAAAAUAAAGACAAGGAAAACAAAGAACAUAAAAAGCU